Messenger RNA from Acanthoscelides obtectus, 249 nucleotides. The record is from the annotation of a GenBank genome assembly. Lineage: Eukaryota; Metazoa; Arthropoda; Insecta; Coleoptera; Chrysomelidae.
AUGAAAAUCAACACGUCCGAUUACAUAGUGGAAAAAAUACGUAAUGCCUGUUAUCAUUGCACAACAAACUUCCAGAAUCCUAUCUCAGUUGAAGAAAGAGUUGUGGUAUUUAGUAACGGGAAUCUCAUUUCGGCAACUGACAUUCACAUUCCAAAUAUCGAAAUCAUCAGUUGCAUGCAUAGUUAUGGAGGUUUGCAAAGCCAUUUGGCAAUCAUUUUGUCAGGUACAUAUGCGUGUACCAACAAUUGA